Molecule: messenger RNA, 513 nt
Organism: Thyridium curvatum
Lineage: Eukaryota; Fungi; Ascomycota; Sordariomycetes; Thyridiales; Thyridiaceae
Exons: 1
Coding region: 1-513 (170 amino acids)
Source: RefSeq, a predicted model, not a curated record
AUGAUCGUGGUCAGAAUCACUGUCACAAAUCGACAUAGCUCAUUAUCCGGCAAGAAAUAUGCAGAUCUCGAAAUCGACUACAGCAAGAUGAAUAAUGCCGAAGAAUUGGCGGGAAAGCAUAAAAGUCACCUUUCAAGUCGGGACACCGGCUAUACAACAAUCCAGUCGCCAAAGUCAAUUCUCAUUGUGAGGCUACCGAUUACCGAGUUCGAGAUGAGGAAACAUGGGGAGGACGUAAGCUAUUAUCUUGUGACGCACGAAUCAGGUGCUCGUGUGAUCCAAGCAAUCGGCCUGCCCGGCGUCAAGGAAACAGACAGCCCCCCCAAAGGACACCCAAAAGAGAGGGGAAUCUGGAUCCCUCGCGAGUUUCAUAGCGACAAGUGGUACAAGGAGAUGGGUCAGGGAACACAGUCAACCCCGAAAAGAAAGCAAGAACCACCGAGAGCUCGGGAGAAGAAUAGACAUGAAGAGCGGCCAAAGGAUGCUAGAAAGAUCAAAGGCGCCAAGAAAUGA